This is a messenger RNA of Kluyveromyces lactis, 1401 nucleotides long. It is a transcript of the gene EAR1, whose product is annotated as Ear1p. Gene Ontology annotation, molecular function: protein binding. NCBI's taxonomy places the organism in Eukaryota, Fungi, Ascomycota, Saccharomycetes, Saccharomycetales, Saccharomycetaceae. The transcript has a single exon. Bases 1 to 1401 code for a protein of 466 amino acids. The record is from RefSeq and is a predicted model, not a curated record.
AUGAAUUUGAGUCUUGUAGCGAGGCAUGGCCACAAGUCAAAAAUGGCACACAAGCAUCAUGGUGACUCUGCACAUGUAUCAGAAGGGCCUUCUGAUCCAGACGUCGAUAUGGACUUGAUAGUUUUCACUAUGAUGUUCAUGUUUUUAUCGUAUCUGCUGUCGAUUCUUGUGUACUUUGUGACAAGGUGGCUGGUAAAACGUUUGUUCACUGCAAGGAUUUCUUUACAUGAAGAAGGGACUAUGAAUGGCGGACAAUCAGAUCUUUCUGAGGAUAGAUAUUUGGAUGAUGAAAGUGAAGUGAAAGAAUUUCUACAAAAUCUUUCUCCAAAAGAACAGUUCUAUUAUAAGCAAGGAGAAGAAUAUGUGAAACAGAAUCCUCCACUUCUCGUUCCAUAUUUACCAAACGAUCCCGAGAAUAGAGAAGAAGUAAUACCAGAUCCGAUAGUGAACGAACAAACCUUGCAAUUUAUUGAAGAAGAAGGUGCAGCUGCGUGGGAGUUUCAAGCUGAUCCCAACCUUCCUAAUGAUACAGUUAUGAUACAAGAACGAACAGAAUUAACAUUUCUAAAUUUCAGUUAUGACGCGUCUGUGAUGACCACUUUACCAAUACCAAGGUUGAAUAAAGUGUACUAUUACGAAUGUAAAAUAUUUGAAUUGAAUCAAGGUAAAAACCAUCUAAGUGAUAACGAGAUGAUUUCCAUUGGGCUUUCGACGUCACCAUACCCAUAUUUCAGAUUACCUGGACGGCAUCAUCAUUCGAUUUCCUAUGAUAGCGAUGGUUGUAGAAGGAUGAACUCAUCGUUUCCAAUGUCGGCAGAAUUACAGACCCUGUUCCCUAGGUUUGAAAAGGGUGAUGUUAUCGGCAUUGGGUAUAGAACAAGAAGCGGUACGAUAUUUUUCACUCACAAUGGUAAAAAGUUAAAUGAGAAGAAAGUCGGUGGCCACAUAAAGGGAUGGAAACUAAAAUAUCUUUACCCAAUUGUGGGCUCCAACAUUCCUUGUAAAAUACACGUUAAUUUCGGAACAUAUGGUUUCGUUUACAUCGAAGCAAAUGUAAAAAAGUGGGGAUACUCUAAAAAUGCUGGCAUAAAAUUACCUCCACCAUCUUACGAAGAUUAUGAUCAGGAUGUUUUGUUAGAGAGCGCUUUUGAAGAUGAUGUCUCUGACAGCGAGAGUAUUACAAGUGACUCGAUAAACGAACAAAUUACAGAUCAAUCUGGUAACAUUUUACCGCCACCACCAGGUUUUGAAUUCAGCACAUCUGUCGCAAGCGAUAUUCCUGUAGAGUCCAUUACAAUGCAUUCUCUUCCAGCAGAGCCACCGAACUACUCGGCAGAUGAAGACGAAGAGCAUAAUGUUGAAGACAACACUAUAGCAAAUCAGUUUGUAGCAACUACGUAA